Messenger RNA from Cannabis sativa, 1168 nucleotides. RefSeq lists its product as uncharacterized. The transcript is spliced from 7 exons. The coding region runs from base 89 to 886 and encodes 265 amino acids. Gene Ontology annotation, molecular function: RNA binding; RNA methyltransferase activity. Gene Ontology annotation, biological process: wobble position uridine ribose methylation; wobble position cytosine ribose methylation. The record is from RefSeq and is a predicted model, not a curated record. NCBI's taxonomy places the organism in Eukaryota, Viridiplantae, Streptophyta, Magnoliopsida, Rosales, Cannabaceae.
GGGAGUGCGUAAUUGGGGAUUUACCCUUAUCCUAUUAUUCCUUCUUAACUGAACAGUUUUGUUUACUGAGGCUGAGCUACUGCGGAGAAUGGAGGCAACUGCUCUUAAAGCCCGUGGAAUAGCAAUAGCAGCAGCAGCAGCUCCCUUAUACUCUCUUUGCCAUUUCCGCACUACAGUAUCACCGUCCCUGCUUCGCUCUCUUACUUCCAACCCUCCACGCUUUCACCUCUCUUCUUCUUCUCCUCCUCUGUGCUCUCUCGGUAGAGGAAGAACUGAGACUACUCUGCCUCAUGGAGUAGAGGAUAAUCUCACCUCUGAGGUCUCCCACUAUAACAUUCUUCAAGUGGUUCUUGUUUCUCCUCAGAUUCCUGGAAACACAGGCUGCAUCGCCAGAACAUGUGCAGCAUCAGCUGUUGGCCUACACCUAGUUGGGCCAUUAGGAUUUCAGAUAGAUGAUGCAAAAUUGAAGCGUGCUGGUUUGGAUUAUUGGCCAUUUGUUGUUGUAAAAGUUCACAAUUCAUGGGAAGAAUUUAAGCUCUAUUUCAGUCAACAGGCUGGGGAAAAGCGGUUGCUUGCAUUUACCAAGAGAGGAACAAACCUUCACUCUGAAAUUUCUUACAGAAGAGGUGAUUAUCUCAUAUUUGGUUCAGAAACCCGCGGCCUACCAAAUGAGGCCUUGCAAGACUGCAAAAGUGAAGAAUUUGGUGGAGGGACUGUUAAAAUUCCAAUGGUUGAAACUUAUGUUAGAUGUCUCAAUCUCUCUGUUAGUGUUGGCAUAGCUCUUUAUGAGGCUUCCAGACAGCUAAACUAUGAGCAGCUUCAAUUUCCUGUUGAAGAUUGUAGCAACAGUGAACAAACAUUUGUUACUGAGGAUAUUUUUGCUUAACGAAACUGCCUGGGAUUAAAAAAAAAAGUAUUAGAAGUAUAAUUUGGUGUCAAUGGGAACUCCAUAAAGAAGUCAGAUUUUUAUCCACAUCAGUUAGGGUUGUUGUUAUAUAUUCAAUUCAGAUAGCUACAAGAUACAUGUUGGAAUUCAUCAAUUGGUUCAAGGAACCUGCUAUUCAAUUGUCACCGCUGCUUUGACUUUAUGAAUUGGAACACAAUAUUAUUAUUUUUUUUUUUGGUGAAUUGGAAUAAUAAAAUUAAGGGUAAAUAUCAUUUUGGACUA